Molecule: messenger RNA, 609 nt
Organism: Parnassius apollo (apollo)
Lineage: Eukaryota; Metazoa; Arthropoda; Insecta; Lepidoptera; Papilionidae
Source: the annotation of a GenBank genome assembly
AUGAAUGGCCAAGGGAACAGUGAUGAGGAUGACACGAGCCGCCUCCUCCGACAGCUGAGCAGGAUCAACCGGCCGUACGAAGUCACCUUCCCGCAGAUGAUCAAGCUUAUGAGCCAGUGUCAGCAGGUGGAGGGCGUGGAGAAGUCGUCGGAGGGUGAUAGCCGGCGGGUGGAAAGUGGCGGAGUUGUGAGGGAGCGGGGUGCUGCGGCGCGACUACGGGCUGGCGGCGCGCAUGCAGGCCUGCUGGGUGGAAGCCCACUCUCCCUACUGCAGGGCAUCAUACCUGGUACAAAAUGGUGCGGCACAGGAGACAUAGCAGCGGAUUAUCACGACUUGGGCGCUGAUCGCUCUCUGGACCGCUGCUGCAGAACACACGAUCUCUGCCCUACCAAAGUCCGUGCCUUCUCCCGUCGAUAUAACCUCACAAACAACUCGCUGUACAGCAAGUCGCACUGCACCUGCGACGACAUGCUCUUCGAAUGCCUCAAGAACACCAACACAUCAGCCUCCCAUCUCAUGGGACACAUUUAUUUCAAUUUAGUACAGGUCCCGUGUCUAGAAGAUCAACCCACUGGCAGAAAGUUCAGAGACGCUAAACAAGGAUUCUAG